CAAGACAAACACGAGACCCAAUAAGAAUCUCCCAUUACACAAUGCUCACGACACGACCAACCUUUGUCUUCUUCCUCCUCUUCCUCUCUUUACCUCUCUCCUCUUUCUCUCAACCUUCGAACCCUGUCUACAACUCAUUCCUCAAAUGUUUCUCCGACAAGACAAAAACCCCACAAGCCCAAAACGUCUUUUCUCAGACAAACCCUUCUUACUCCUCCGUCCUCCGCGCCUACAUCCGCAAUGCAAGAUUCAACACUUCCUCCACUCCCAAACCCACACUCAUCAUCACUCCUCGCUCCUAUAGCCACGUCAGCGCCGCCGUCCUCUGCUCAAAGCCCCUAAACUUCGUCUUCAAAAUCCGAAGCGGCGGCCACGACUACGACGGCCUCUCGUACGUCUCCGACAAACCCUUCUUCGUCCUCGACUUGUCGAACCUCCGCGACGUAACCGUCAAUAUCGCCGACCAAACGGCGUGGAUAUCCGCCGGAGCCACUCUCGGCGAGGUUUAUUACCGUAUCUGGGAGAAAAGCAAAGUCCAUGGAUUCCCCGCCGGCGUUUGCCCGACGGUUGGUGUCGGCGGCCACUUAAGCGGCGGCGGGUACGGCAACAUGUUGAGGAAGUUCGGUUUGUCAGUCGAUAACCUGAUCGACGCGAAGAUCGUUGACGUCAACGGUCGGAUUCUAGACCGGAAGUCGAUGGGUGAAGAUCUUUUCUGGGCGAUCUCCGGCGGAGGAGGAGUGAGCUUCGGCGUCGUUUUGGGUUACAAGGUCAAACUCGUCCCGGUCCCACGGGUCGUGACGGUUUUCCGAGUGGAGCAGUUUAUGGAGUCCGGAGCCGUCGACAUGGUUCAUAAAUGGCAGUCGGUGGGUCCGAGAACCAACCGGAAUCUCUUCUUGAGGAUGCUGCUUCAACCCGUGACUAGGAACAAGGUGCAGACCGUGAGAGCCACUGCGGUGGCUCUGUUCUUAGGCAGAGCAGACGACGUCGUUUCCUUGCUUCGCAAGGAGCUUCCUGAACUGGCGUUAAAGAAGGAGAACUGUACGGAGAUGACUUGGUUUCAAUCUGCUCUAUGGUGGGACAAUCGCCUCAACGCAACUCAGAUUGAUCCUAAAGUGUUUCUUGAUCGGAAUCUUGAUUCCUCUAGGUUCUUGAAGAGGAAGUCGGAUUACGUCGCGACGGAGAUUCCUAGAGAUGGGAUUGAGUCUCUGUUCAAGAAGAUGAUCGAGUUGGGGAAGGUAGGACUUGUUUUCAAUCCUUACGGCGGGAAGAUGGCGGAGAUAGCGGAGGAUGCAACGCCGUUACCACACCGGAAGAUGCUUUUCAAGAUUCAGUACUCUGUUAACUGGCAGGAAUCGUCUCCGGAGAUAGAGAAGGGUUUCUUGAAUCAGUCUAGAGUGCUCCACAGGUUCAUGACCCAGUUUGUGAGCAAGAACCCUAGAAGAGCUUACUUGAACUACAGAGAUGUUGACAUCGGGGUGAACGAUCACGGGACGAAUAGUUACGAGGAAGGAGAGGUGUAUGGAAGGAUGUAUUUUGGUAAGAACUUUGAUCGAUUAGUAAAGAUUAAAACCGCUGUUGACCCUGGAAAUUUCUUCAGGAAUGAACAGAGUAUACCUACCUUGCCAAGUAAGGCAUAAUAAGAUAUACUAUUUAUCAUUUGAUGUAAAGAUUGGUUUACUAAAAUGUUAUGCUUUGGUGAAGCAAAAUAUAGAAUGUAUGUUUUGGAUAUUGUAUGUUGUAUGGUUACACUGUUUCAUGGAACUCUACAAUAACAUCAUUUGAUAAUAAAGA
Messenger RNA from Brassica oleracea var. oleracea, 1791 nucleotides. RefSeq names its product reticuline oxidase-like protein. Gene Ontology annotation, molecular function: FAD binding; oxidoreductase activity. The coding region runs from base 42 to 1637 and encodes 531 amino acids. Lineage: Eukaryota; Viridiplantae; Streptophyta; Magnoliopsida; Brassicales; Brassicaceae. The transcript has a single exon. The record is from RefSeq and is a predicted model, not a curated record.